AAAAAUACAGAAGACUUCCUGUACUUUUCCAUCAACUUCCGGUUUUAAGACUGUCAUGGCUGGUGUUACAAAACUGACUACUAGGCUAACUGGCCUUGCAGUGGCUAAACAUCCCCAUCAGACAUUGAAAAUUCUAUAUGAGAAAACAUUGCGGACCCUCCAAAAGAUGCCGGCCACUGCAUCUUACAGGAAGUACACGGAGCAGAUCAUCAAUGAGCGCAUGCAUCUAGUUAAAACUGAGCCUGAACUGACAAAGCUAGAACACAAAAUAAACUCUGGUCAGUUGGAAGAAGUAAUUUUGCAGGCUGAAAGAGAGCUGAUGCUGUCCAGGAAGAUGUUGGCAUGGAAACCAUGGGAGCCAUUAAAAUCGGAAGCACCGGCGGACCAGUGGAAGUGGCCUCUGUCCUAGAGCGGUGUUGUGACGAACAAUGUAGAUAAAUAAGAGAUUUGUGUUGACUCACUACAUCGCAGUGUUGCAGAUGCUGAUCACAUGUCUUAAUGUGUUUGAUUUCUCUUGUGUGGAAUGUAUGAAGAAAACACUUUAAAACUUUUCUGUAACAGAUAAUAUAUUGAUGUUGGAUGCUAAUUGCACAUGUCUAUUGUUAAUCAGUGAUCUUUAAUAGGUGGUGAGCUUUUGGUGGCUACUGCUACUGCAACCUACUUUUGAUGCUAGCAGUUCUAUACAUCAUUGUGUCCAGUUAAUGUUGCCACCUACUUUUCUUAGACUUGUAAUUUAUAUUGCAAAGAUAAUGAACACUGGGUUAUUGUAGCACAUCUGCAGUUGUUUGUGAAAUUCAAUCUUAACACACUUAAUAUUUAUUAAAUCUUUAAAAUAUUUUCUUCAGUGCUGUCGGUACGUGCUCAUGGUUUUAAUGUAUGCAUUCAGCAGUCACAAGAUUGUAGUUGAAUGUGUUUGUAUAAAAUAAAAUACAUGUAGAUUUCA
Gigantopelta aegis is the source of this 943-nucleotide messenger RNA. RefSeq names its product NADH dehydrogenase [ubiquinone] 1 alpha subcomplex subunit 5-like. The coding region runs from base 56 to 409 and encodes 117 amino acids. Gene Ontology annotation, biological process: respiratory electron transport chain. The record is from RefSeq and is a predicted model, not a curated record. Lineage: Eukaryota; Metazoa; Mollusca; Gastropoda; Neomphalida; Peltospiridae. The transcript has 5 exons.